UAAUCUCAGUCAAGUACUCGAGAACAAAUCUGUGUAAGGAAACCCGGAUCUACUUUACGCGCCUGGAGAAAAGGGGCAGGGAGGGGAGGGGAAGAAUGAGGAAAUCCUCCCCUUUGGAAGCUUGACUAUGGCUGCAGCGGUGUGGACGGACCGAGGACGCAGGGCUGGGACUGUGGUGAGGACGGUGACCAGAUCCAAAUCCAGCCACAGCGCUUUAAAAUCCCAGUAUGACGCACUGGUCAUCGGAGGAGGACAUAAUGGACUGGUGGCGGCCACCUAUCUCCAAAAGGGAGGGGUGAAGACAGCAGUCCUGGAGCGUAGACAUGUGCUGGGAGGAGCUGCAGUCUCUGAGGAGAUCUUUCCUGGUUUCCACUUUUCAAGAUGCUCAUAUUUGCUCAGUUUAUUACGACCUCACAUAUACUCAGACCUGGAACUCAAGAAACAUGGGCUAAAAGUGUAUAUGAGGGACCCUCAUGCUUUCACCCCCAUGUUGGAGGAAGGAGUGAAAGGUGCCCCGCCGAGGUCACUCACCCUGGGUUCGGAUCUGGCUCUGAAUCAGAUGGAGAUCGGUAAAUUCUCACAGAAGGAUGCCAAGGCAUAUUCAGAUUUCAAUGCAUAUCUUGAGAAACUGGCGGCUGCUAUCCACCCGCUCCUGGAUGCUCCUCCUGUAGAUAUCCUAGGUGUCACAACCGGAUCACUGAGGAGGCGACUGGCUGCAUCCAAAACCCUGCAGCCUAUUAUUAAAUGUGGUCUGAAACUGGGCAGAAACAUUCCAGAGUUUUAUGAGAUUGUAACCGCACCAAUAAUGAAGAUACUCAAUCGGUGGUUUGAGUCAGAACCUCUGAGAGCAACAUUAGCUACUGAUGCUGUAAUAGGAGCCAUGACCAGCCCAAGUACUCCUGGUAGUGGGUAUGUACUUUUGCACCAUGUGAUGGGAGAGCUGGAAAAAGAGAAAGGAGCAUGGGGAUAUGUGGAAGGAGGAAUGGGAGGUGUGUCUCAGGCUAUUGCCAGUGCUGCUCGAUCCUACGGUGUGGAUAUUUUUACUGAGAAGGAGGUGGAACAGGUCCUGGUUGGUUCAGAUGGCGCCGCCAGAGGAGUGGUGCUAAAAGACGGCACAGAAAUCCAAAGUAAGGUUGUUUUGUCAAAUGCUACCCCAUACAUCACCUUCAAGUACCUCGCACCACAGGAUGCUCUUUCACCUGACUUCAUCAAAGCUGUAGAUCAGAUAGACUACACCUCACCUGUCACCAAGAUCAAUGUGGCAGUGGACAAGCUACCAAACUUUCUAGCAUGUCCCACACCAGACGGUAAACCUGGUCCCCACCAUCAGUGCUCCAUUCACCUCAACUGUGAGAGUGUCGAAGUACUGGAGACGGCUUACAAAGAGGCCAUGAAUGGACGACCAUCGUCAAGGCCCAUGCUGGAGAUGACCAUCCCCUCUGUGCUGGAUCCCACUCUGGCUCCCCCUGGCUGCCAUGUGGUGUCACUGUUCACCCAGUUCACCCCUUACCACAUAGAGGGCAGGGAGUGGACCGACCAGGACAGAGAGGCCUUUGCAGACACUGCGUUUGACUGGGUGGAACAAUACGCCCCGGGCUUCAAAAAGUCUGUGGUGGGGAGGGACGUCCUUGCCCCACCUGACCUGGAGAGGAUCUUUGGACUCACUGGAGGGAACAUUUUCCAUGGAUCAAUGUCAUUGGAUCAGCUCUACCUUGCACGACCUUUGCCCUCUCUCUCCGACUACCGCUCACCAGUUAAAGGGCUGUAUUUAUGUGGCAGUGGCUCUCAUCCAGGAGGUGGUGUGAUGGGAUCUCCAGGCUGGAAUGCAGCUCUAACUGUCAUCGCUGACCUGAAGAGUCACUAAACACCUCCAGUGUAUCCACCAUUUUCUACAGCAGAUCGUUUUUUAAAGAUUACCAAGAAAAUAAAAAGGAAGAAACAAGGAGAGACUAAAGAAAAAAUAAUUGCAGACUUGAAAAGAAUGAUGUCACUCCAUUUUUAAUGAUACAGUGCAAUACCACAGAAGUGUCUUUUUGUGUCUGAAGGCUUAACAAUUGUCAGUACAAGUGACAAUAAAGCAAUUUUUAGAUAUUCUGUAAUUAAGCAAAGAUCAGUGUUACCGUCUCAAGUGCAACUGUACAAUUUCCCAGUGAGAAACAGCAAAGACACUCUGUAAUAAUCAAACAAUGAUGAAGAUUAUGUUUGAAAACUGUGACUUUUUAUGAUUAAAUUACUUUGCAAUCAA
Messenger RNA from Sphaeramia orbicularis (orbiculate cardinalfish), 2245 nucleotides. It is a transcript of the gene pyroxd2, whose product is annotated as pyridine nucleotide-disulphide oxidoreductase domain 2. The record is from RefSeq and is a predicted model, not a curated record. The transcript is spliced from 17 exons. The coding region runs from base 128 to 1864 and encodes 578 amino acids. Lineage: Eukaryota; Metazoa; Chordata; Actinopteri; Kurtiformes; Apogonidae. Gene Ontology annotation, molecular function: oxidoreductase activity.